This is a messenger RNA of Beta vulgaris subsp. vulgaris (sugar beet), 3075 nucleotides long. RefSeq names its product potassium transporter 8. Gene Ontology annotation, molecular function: potassium ion transmembrane transporter activity. Bases 624 to 2942 code for a protein of 772 amino acids. Gene Ontology annotation, cellular component: membrane. The record is from RefSeq and is a predicted model, not a curated record. Gene Ontology annotation, biological process: potassium ion transmembrane transport. The transcript has 8 exons. Lineage: Eukaryota; Viridiplantae; Streptophyta; Magnoliopsida; Caryophyllales; Amaranthaceae.
UCAUGAGCUAGUAAAGUAGAAUUUUUCUCUUCCUAACAUCAUAGUCCGAUAACAACAACUUAAGAAAGAAUCAAGACAAGAUUCACACAAAUAAUGUCCUCCAUUUAAUCAGAAAGUAGUUUACAGCAAACACCGGCCAAAUGAAUAUUUCGUGUCAGAGAUGGGCAUAACCCCACAUUCUCCCAAAACCAAACAACUAAAAAUCAAAUUACAAGGCUGCCUAAAUAAAGCACAAGAAGAACCAAAAAUAAAAAAAAACAAACACUCUUUUUCCACUACUUUUACAGUUUCACUUCCUCAUUUUCUCUCUCCUCCCACUCCUUCCCUCCUUAUCACUAUUCCUAAUUUCCUACUCCUACACACUGUGUGUCUGUGUCCAACCGCCCCUUCCAUUUCCCAAUAACCCAUAAAACAAAAACAAACAACAUACACCAAAAACCGCCAUUCAUUGGCAUUCUAUUGUUGUGCUUUGUGUCGUUCUUGUUCCUGUCUCUCAUUAACCUCCUUUCUAUAAUUCUGCUUCGAUUUUUCGCGGUUCUGAAUUGCGCAAAGUUUUUCUUUUUUAGUUAAAUGAACAAGAAUAAUCAGGUCUAAUCGAUCCCGUGAGGCCGUCACAUCCUAACAUGGAUCUGGAAAACAACAACCGAAUCAAGAAAGAAUCAUGGAAAACAGUUCUAACCCUUGCUUACCAAAGCUUGGGAAUAGUUUAUGGUGAUUUAAGCACAUCCCCAUUAUAUGUUUACAAGAGUGCAUUUGCUGAAGAUAUUCAUCAUUCUGAUACUAAUGAAGAAAUUUAUGGGGUUUUGUCCUUUGUUUUUUGGACAUUAACCUUAAUUCCAUUACUUAAGUAUGUUUUUAUUGUUCUUAGAGCUGAUGAUAAUGGUGAAGGUGGUACUUUUGCCUUGUACUCUUUGUUAUGCCGCCAUGCCCGUGUAAGCUCUUUGCCUAAUUGCCAACUUUUGGAUGAAGAACUUUCAGCUUAUAAGAAAGAUGAUUUUACUACAUCUACUGAUAAAAAUGAUACUUCAUCUACCUUGAAAUUGACUUUGGAGAAGCAUAAAACAUUGCACAAGGUUUUGUUGGUUUUGGCUCUUAUUGGUACUUGUAUGGUUAUUGGUGAUGGAGUUCUUACUCCUGCAAUUUCUGUUUUCUCAGCUGUUUCUGGGUUGGAACUCUCACUUACCACAUCUAGGCAGCAUCAUCAGUAUAUAGAAGUUCCGAUUGCAUGUGUCAUACUAAUAUUGCUGUUCGCCCUGCAACAUUAUGGGACUCAUCGGGUAGGAUUCCUGUUUGCACCAAUUGUAAUAACAUGGCUCCUAUGCAUCAGUGGAAUUGGUGUAUACAAUAUUGUGCAUUGGAACCCUCAUGUUUAUCAAGCUCUCUCUCCCUACUAUAUGUACAAGUUCUUAAGGAAAACCCAGAGAGGGGGUUGGAUGUCUUUAGGUGGAAUCCUGCUGUGCAUGACAGGUUCAGAAGCUAUGUUUGCGGAUCUGGGACAUUUCUCCCAGCUGUCUAUACAAAUUGCAUUUAGUUUUAUUGUGUAUCCAUCGUUGAUCUUGGCUUACAUGGGACAAGCUGCUUACCUGUCUAAGCAUCAUUCUCUACAAAGUGAUUACAGGAUUGGAUUCUAUGUAUCUGUUCCUGAGAAUAUAAGAUGGCCUGUUCUAGCUAUAGCCAUACUCGCUGCAGUAGUGGGAAGCCAAGCUGUCAUUACAGGGACUUUCUCUAUCAUCAAACAAUGUUCUGCGUUGGGUUGCUUUCCUCGAGUUCGAAUAAUCCACACAUCAAACGAGAGACACGGCCAAAUCUACAUCCCAGAGAUUAAUUGGAUAUUAAUGGUUCUUUGCCUUGCUGUUACAAUUGGUUUCAGAGAUACAAAACACUUGGGGAAUGCAUCAGGUUUGGCAGUCAUAACAGUGAUGCUGGUAACCACCUGUCUAAUGUCCCUAGUAAUAGUAUUGUGCUGGCAAAAAAGUGUAAUAUUUGCUGUUGGGUUCAUAUUCUUCUUUGGCUCCAUAGAAGCGCUCUACUUCUCAGCAUCACUUAUCAAGUUCCUCGAAGGGGCAUGGGUCCCAAUCGCCUUAUCCUUCAUCUUUAUGAUGGUCAUGUAUAUAUGGCAUUAUGGCACUCAAAAGAAGUACGAGUACGAUGUCCAAAAUAAGGUUCCCAUUAACUGGCUACUCGAUCUGAGUCCCAAUUUAGGAAUCGUCCGAGUACGUGGAAUCGGUCUCAUACAAACUGAGCUUGUCUCUGGCAUACCCGCCAUUUUCUCUCAUUUUGUGACCAACCUUCCGGCAUUCCAUCAAGUGCUAGUCUUCUUGUGCAUAAAAUAUGUGCCUGUCCCUCACGUAAAAUCUGAAGAACGUUUUCUUGUUGGGAGAAUAGGCCCCAAGGAAUAUCAUAUAUAUAGGUGCAUUGCGCGAUAUGGGUACCGUGAUAUUCACAAAGAUGAGGUCGAGUUUGAAAAGGAUCUUGUCUGUAGCAUUGCAGAAUUCAUUCGUUCAGAGAAGCCUGAUUGCAAGAACAAUAUUCAGGAUAAUGAGGACGAUGAGGAGAAUCUUACUGUUGUAGGGUCUUUCUCAACUAGUCGGGGAGUUAGAUUGUCUGAAGAUGACGGUGAAAUAAUUGGCACCUCCCAGCUCCAAAGAGUGGAGUCGUUAGAGAAGCCGAAGAAGAGGGUAAGGUUUGUCGUCCCUGAGACUCCGCAAAUUGAUCCUGGUGUGCAGGAAGAGUUGCAUGAACUAAUGGAAGCAAGAGAAUCUGGCAUGGUCUUUAUUUUAGGACAUUCAUACGUGAGAGCCAAGAGUGGUUCGAGUUUAAUUAAGAAAAUCGCUAUUGACUAUGGUUAUGAUUUCUUGAGGAGAAACUCUAGGGGACCUAGUUAUGCAGUUAGUGUUCCCCAUGCUUCAACACUGGAGGUGGGAAUGGUGUACCGUGUCUGAUUAUGUUGCUGAGAAACUGUGUAGCUAUAAUGUGUAUUACUGGAUUGUGUAUGUACAUGUUAGACCAGGAUACAAUUUAUGUUUUGCUAAUUCAGUACCAUCAACAUCAGAAUACAAAACUAAAUUUUGCCAA